Suillus clintonianus is the source of this 1902-nucleotide messenger RNA. RefSeq names its product ABC1-domain-containing protein. The transcript is spliced from 9 exons. Lineage: Eukaryota; Fungi; Basidiomycota; Agaricomycetes; Boletales; Suillaceae. The record is from RefSeq and is a predicted model, not a curated record. Gene Ontology annotation, cellular component: extrinsic component of mitochondrial inner membrane. Bases 1 to 1902 code for a protein of 633 amino acids. Gene Ontology annotation, biological process: ubiquinone biosynthetic process. Gene Ontology annotation, molecular function: kinase activity.
AUGCCACCUGGGCCUGCGUUUGGAUGGCUUUGCGUUCUCCACUCAGUUACGGACAUUGCUGUUCGCGCAGCACAGAUCAGAACCUCCCAGGUUCUCCCUGCCAGACCUGUGGUCACGGCAUCCCCGGAGUUCUCUUUGCGCAAGAGCAAGGCAGAGGAGCAUGAUUUAAUGUCACAGCUUGCAGGUAAUGCUCAAGCUAAUCAUGAUCAUCCGAUGCCGCGCAUAAACCACGCGUUUUCUACCAACUCUCCAGUUCACAACACUUACCUGUCCCAUCUCGAGGAACAGCAAGAGGAGCUGACACCACUGCCGCCUCAAUUUGAAGACAAUGUCGCGCCUGAGCAGUUUCCGACAGCUGCUUAUACCCCUCUCUCCACCGAGCCUGCCUUGGAACCUCAACUAUCCGAUGAUCCCCGUCUUGCGGUCUCUCAUAUCCCACUUGGAGCGGAGGGUUCCUUGAGGAACGCGUCUUCUUCCGAACGUCAAGAACAAGCCCUGACUGCACCCAUAGACCCCGCCCCGAUACUUUCACGCAACCUCCAAUCAUCCAAGGUCCCUUCGUCCAAACUUGGCCGACUAUUUCACUAUGGCGGUCUUGCAGCAUCACUUUCGUACGGUGCAGCUUCCGAGCUCUUGCGUCGCUCUACCGCCUCCCAUGCCGACAAUACACAGCCAGUCAUGAUGACUGAAGCAAACAUAGCCCGCCUGGUGUCUAAGCUCUCCCAGAUGCGUGGUGCCGCACUGAAGGUCGGCCAGUUUAUGAGCAUCCAAGACAUCCACCUCCUACCCCCAGAAGUCGACAAGAUAUUCCGCCGCGUUCAGGAUAGCGCACACUACAUGCCGGACUGGCAGAUGCAACAAGUAUUGUGCACAUCUCUAGGCGAAUCAUGGGCCGAAAAUUUUACAUCGUUCGACCGUAUACCAUUCGCAGCUGCGAGUAUUGGUCAGGUACACCAUGCUGUCCUCGCUCCAAGCCGAAGUCUGUCUGGUGAAGACGGCCGACGCGUCGCUGUGAAGAUCCAGUUCCCGAACAUUGCCAACUCAAUCGCGAGCGACCUUGGCUACGUCAAGAUGCUUCUCACGGCUGGAAGCUUGCUUCCGCGGGGGCUGUUUCUAGACCGUACGAUUCAAGUGAUGAAAGACGAGCUUGCUGACGAAUGCGACUACUCGCGCGAGGCAAGUUUCCUGGAACGGUACGGGAGACUAGAUUGUCUUGGUGCAGACGCACGGUUCAAGGUCCCGUGGGUUUGGCCAGGUAGCACACAGCGCGUUCUUGUGAUGGAGUAUGUAGAAGGCGUGAGCAUUGGAGAUACUAUAGUCGGAGAUCUGCCACAGGAGGAGCGGAACGAGAUUGCAUCGCGAAUCAUCGAGCUUUGCUUGCGAGAGCUCUUCCAGUUCAGGUUCAUGCAGACAGACCCUAACUUCACGAAUUUCCUGUGGGACUCAAGGACACAACAGCUAUCCCUAGUGGACUUUGGCGCAACGCGCGAGUACACAAAAGAAUUCAUGGACAGCUGGCUACGCCUCCUUCAAGCUGCUGCAUCUGGAGACCGUACUGCAUGCGCAGAAUGGAGUCAGAACCUCGGAUAUCUCACUGGAGAGGAGGGUGAAGUCAUGCUUAAUGCGCACAUCGACUCCAUGGUCCUCCUGGCUACCCCCUUCAAACUCACGACCACACAGCCUUUCGCAUUUGGACCUGGGACACCAUGGGCGGAUAUUACAGCUCAAAUACGUGAACUUAUACCUGUGAUGCUCAAGCACAGGUUGACGCCCCCGCCGAAGGAAACGUAUAGUCUGAAUCGGAAACUGAGCGGGGCGUUCUUGCUUGCUUCGAGGUUGCGUGCUGUAGUAGACACCAAGAAGCUUUGGGACCAAGUUACUGAUUCGUACAAGUUUGGUUGA